AUUUUCAAAUUAUUAGCAAUUUGUAGCACUAGCACCUAAUAUCUAGACAGGGAGAUCGCGAUCGCCUGGGUCUUAUGAUGGAUGCUAUGACUGAUCUCACUCGCCAACUUGCCUCGCAGCAAGCCCUCUGAGACUUCGGCCACUUAGUGGUCUUUUUUCCUAUUUCUUUCAUGCUUUUUUAGACGUGUUUGUGUUGAUGCCCCAACAGACUAGUUUAUUUUACGACACUUGAACUUAUUGUAUGGACGCGUUGUUGACUUUAUAAAGCGGGUCGAAAGCCGAGCUCCAUGGAGGCCUUAUUUGAAAACUCCAAAAUUCAAACUUUCUAGUUACAAAAAAAUCUGAAAAAAUACACAUAUACCUAGAGACAUAAUGUACAUGUGUAAAAUUUCAGAUCGAAAUAGAUUAAAAUGAGAUCUACAAAACAAAAAAGACAAAUCGGUGGCUCUUUUAACAUAUGUGUACUCUUUAUCCUCAAAGUCCAUGUUUUUUUUACUUUUUUGCAGCUUGCAAUUCAAUGUAUAUAAUCAUGAAAUUUUGCACACGUACACAUUACAUCCCUGUAUACAUGUGUAUUUUUCAGAUGUUUUUAAAACUGGAAUGUUUGAAAUUUAAAAUUUUCGAAAUUAAGGCCUUCAUGGAGCUCGGUCUUCAAAAUGGCCUACUCGGCGAAAGCCUCUUACGGGAAACGGAAUGUGUAACAAAUGUUCAACAGGCGAACAAAUUUAUUUCAUUUGAACCUUCAAAAAAAAUAUUUCAUUUGUCCUCACAUUUUUGUGUGUACGAAAGGAAGGUCUGUUGUGCAAGUAUAUAUCAGGGAGAAGGAAGUCGUACGUAGUAGUACAUGCAAAACGGCUAACCUGUUAAUUCUCGGUAGCAGUGAAUGCCUUUAAUUAUUCGGAGACGAGCGCUUCAUGUUAAUUCUCCGAAUUCCAAAACUGACGCAUACGCUUGUGCAAGUUAACCCCUCGUGUUGUCCUAUAUAAGCACGUCAAUUCCUCUAAAACUUCACCAAAUCAACUGAGCUCAGAGUCACAUAUGCAACAGAUGAGCAUGUCUACUUUCGUCUGCGCCGCCAUCUUGUUGCUUGCACUAGUCUCACAGUCACUGGCAUCAGCCAGCAUUAACGACAACAAUGGCGUCGCCGUCGCGGCCCCUAGAGUGCCCGUGGCGUUCCAGUUCCUGCAGGGGCACAACGACGCGCGCCGCGAGGUCGGCGUGGCACCCCUGGAGUGGAACUGGACGCUGGGGCAGGACGCCAAGCGGUACGCGGCCCAGCUCGCCGCCCGCUGCAAGCUGGAGCCGCCAAACGGGAAACAAGACGGCGAAGCCGCCACCGGCUCGUGGGUGUACGAGCGGCGGUGGUACGAUCACGGCGCCAACGCGUGCGCGCCCGGCAAGGAAUGCGGGUCCUACAAGUUGGUGGUGCGGAACACCACGCGAGAGCUCGGCUGCGCCUGCCGCACCUGCCGCGGCAGUAACGACACCGUGGCUGUUUGCAGCUACUCCCCUGGCGGCAACUACGACGACCCGCCAUACUGAGUACGUCUAUACGGGAGCUACAUCAGGAAAGAUGUGGCCAACUAAUAUAUGAUGCGAAAUAAGGCGUUUGGUCCGGCGAUUUUUGGUUAAGUAAUGGGAAACUCGGACUACACUACUGAAGCUGUCUGUUACUUUGGUUUUGUUCAGUUCGCCCGUACCGUAAACCACUUUAUCCCGCUAUAUAUACUGCAAUGUUAUUGGUAGCUGAAUCUGAUAGUGCUAUCGCGUAAACCAAGUAGCAGAGGAGUGACUAGUUUUCGACUUCCCUCGCACACGAUU
Aegilops tauschii subsp. strangulata is the source of this 1821-nucleotide messenger RNA. Lineage: Eukaryota; Viridiplantae; Streptophyta; Magnoliopsida; Poales; Poaceae. The record is from RefSeq and is a predicted model, not a curated record.